Molecule: messenger RNA, 1530 nt
Organism: Tachyglossus aculeatus (Australian echidna)
Lineage: Eukaryota; Metazoa; Chordata; Mammalia; Monotremata; Tachyglossidae
Product: ectonucleoside triphosphate diphosphohydrolase 8-like
Exons: 9
Coding region: 24-1451 (475 amino acids)
Biological process (GO): nucleoside diphosphate catabolic process
Cellular component (GO): plasma membrane
Molecular function (GO): GDP phosphatase activity; UDP phosphatase activity
Source: RefSeq, a predicted model, not a curated record
GGCUGGGUUGGAGGCGUGUUGUGAUGGGCACCCUUUCCUUUCUGAUCUUCUGUAUCACGGCCGCCCUCGUCCUCAACUGGUGUGGGAAGAUCAAUAUUCCACGCUACAAGUACGGGAUGGUGUUUGAUGCUGGCUCUUCACAUACCAAGCUCUUCUUGUACGAGUGGCCGGCAGAGAAGGAGAACGGCACCGGCCUUGUCACGGAGAUCCAGAGCUGUGAGGUCAAAGGCCCAGGCAUCUCCAGCUACGCCAGCGAACCACAGAAAGCCGGGAAUUCUCUCCGGGAGUGUCUGGACCAGGCCAUGAAAAUCAUCCCCGCGGCCAGGCAGAGGCAGACGCCCGUCUUCCUCGGUGCCACCGCCGGCAUGCGGCUUCUCAGCAUGCAGGACAAGAAGGCAGCAGACCAGAUCCUGGAUGAAGUGGCUAAGACCAUCCAGGGUUACCCCGUAGACUUCCGGGAAGCACAGAUCAUCUCAGGGAAAGAUGAAGGAGGUUAUGGCUGGCUCACUACCAACUACCUCCUGAAAUCCUUCACUAAGGGAACACCAGCCCUGGGGGCCCUGGACUUGGGAGGUGCCUCCACCCAGAUCAGCUUCAUUCCCCUCAGUGGCAACACAAACCCAAACACAACUUCCAGCUACCAGUUGUAUGGGCACAACUAUACCAUCUACACACACAGCUACCUCUGCUAUGGGCAGGACCAGGCGCGGAAGCAAGUAAUACAGAGACUCGUGGAGGAAAACCUCCAAGGCGAGGUCCAGCACCCCUGUUACCCCAAGAACUUCAAAAAGCCAGUGAACCUCAGCGAAGAGUUGGUCAGCCCCUGCACGAAUCAGACGUGGGUCAGCCAGCUGGGGCCCGCAAAGCGGGAUCUGAAGGGAACGGGGAAUUUUGACAAGUGCCGGAAUGUCGUCGAGCGGAUCUUCAAAUUCGACUGCCAGACCAAGUCCUGUGCUUUCAAUGAGAUCUACCAGCCUCCGCUCACCGGGAAGUUCUUUGCUUUCUCUGCUUACUACUACACCUUCAACUUCCUCAACCUGACCGCCGAGCCUGAUCUGCACAAGGUCGAAAACGCCAUUAGGAUGUUCUGCUACCGGAGCUGGGAUGACCUCACGAAGAAUUACCCAGGGGAGAAGAAGGAGAGGUUGCAGAACUAUUGUGGGAACGCCAUCUACAUCCUCACCCUCCUCCUGAAAGGCUACAAGUUCAACAAGGAUAACUGGAACUCCAUCCAGUUCAAGCAGCACGCUGGCGACUCGGAGAUCGGCUGGACGCUGGGCUACAUGCUGGACCUGACCAACUCGAUCCCCAAGGGCGAGGAAGAGUUUACCCAUAGGUUUAAGCCCUGGGUGGCCUCCAACUUCUUCAUCUCCCUGGUGCUGUUGGUGGCCCUCGUCCUGCUGGUCACCGUUAUCUGCAAAAAGGGAGAAGAGGGAUUUGGAUUUUCCUAAGGCUUCAUGCCACUUGCCACAGUCCCAGACUCGGUUCACUCCUGGGUUCGGGUAAGAGGGCUCCCUCUUAUCUCCGUCU